Molecule: messenger RNA, 915 nt
Organism: Plasmodium yoelii
Lineage: Eukaryota; Apicomplexa; Aconoidasida; Haemosporida; Plasmodiidae
Product: PIR protein
Exons: 3
Coding region: 1-915 (304 amino acids)
Source: RefSeq, a predicted model, not a curated record
AUGGAUAAAGACGUGUGUAAAAAUUUCUAUGCUAUAAAUAACUCGAUUCCCCAUAAAUUGGACAAUAAAGGGAACUAUCAAUUUAUUUUGAAUCAAAACAUUUUAAAUGCGUAUUGUACUAGUAACAAAUGCAGUAGUAAUCACGAAAAAAUUAAUGCUGGAUGUUUAUAUUUGUUUGAUGCAUUUUUUGAGAAUUCUUCUGUGUUUGAGUCUGUUGCAAAAGGUAACAUAAAUGUUUUUGAAUACAUUAUGAUAUGGUUAAGUGAAAUGUUAAACCAAAUCGAAACUAAAGAAAAUGAAAGUCUACAAUUUUUAUAUAGUAUAUAUAUAAAUAAUGAUAAUUAUAAAAAGUCCAUAGCGAGUUUUACUAAGUAUAAAGAUUAUAAGGAACUUAUAGAUAAAACCAAUAUGAUGAAAAUGAAUAUUAAAGAUAUAUCUAAAUUAUAUGAUGCAUUUAUUACAUUAUGUAUGAUGCAUUAUGAAUUUGAUGAUAAAAGUCCAAAUUGCAAGAAAUAUUUGGAAGGAGCUAACAAAUUUGUUGGGCAAUAUAAAAAACUUAAGGGAGAUUCUAGUAUUACUGAUAAGAGUUCAUAUGAUCAACUAUUGUCUACUUUAUUAAAUGAUUAUAAUAAUUUUAUAAAUAAAUGUAAUAGUGUUAAUUGUACAAAUCUUCCAUCCCUUCAAUCGAUAGAAAAAGCAGAAAAUUAUAUACUAAGUUCUAAACAAAGUUCUGAAGAUGCAUUAUCAAGUUCGUCGACAGCAAACAAGUUAUUUAUAGUUUUAUCGAUAUUUGGUGCAAUAGCAAUUUUUUUAGGAAUCUCUUAUAAGUAUUCGUUAUUUGGAUUUCGGAAAAGAGCUCAAAAACAAUAUUUAAGAGAAAAGCUAAAAAAUAUAAAGAAGAGAAUGAAUCAUUAA